AUGUCUAACCAAAAGAAAAACGACGUAUCUUCAUUUGUUAAAGAUUCUUUAAUCGGUGGUACUGCCGGUGGUGUCUCAAAAACUAUUGUUGCACCAAUUGAACGUGUUAAAUUAUUAUUACAAGUUCAAUCUGCUUCAACUCAAAUUGCUGCUGAUAAACAAUACAAAGGUAUCGUCGAUUGUUUUGUUAGAGUUUCAAAAGAACAAGGUGUCAUCUCAUUAUGGAGAGGUAAUUUAGCCAAUGUUAUUAGAUAUUUCCCAACUCAAGCUCUUAACUUUGCCUUCAAAGAUAAAUACAAGAAAUUCUUCGUCAGACACACUGCUAAAGAAAACCCAACCAAAUUUUUCAUUGGUAAUUUAUUAUCUGGUGGUGCUGCUGGUGCAACCUCAUUACUCUUUGUUUACCCAUUAGAUUUUGCCCGUACUCGUUUAGCUGCUGAUGUUGGUACUGGUUCAGCUCGUCAAUUCACUGGUUUAGGUAACUGUAUCUCUUCAAUCUACAAGAGAGACGGUUUAAUCGGUUUAUACCGUGGUUUUGGUGUAUCUGUCGGAGGUAUCUUUGUCUACAGAGCUGCUUUCUUUGGUGGUUACGAUACUGCUAAAGGAAUUUUAUUAGGUGAAAACAACAAGAAAGCUUCAUUCUGGGCUUCAUGGGGUAUCGCACAAGUUGUCACUACCAUCGCUGGUGUAGUCAGCUACCCAUUCGAUACUGUUCGUAGAAGAAUGAUGAUGCAAGCCGGUCGUGCUGAUAUUCUUUAUUCAAGCACUUGGGAUUGUUGGGUAAAGAUUGCCACCCGUGAAGGUCCAACUGCCUUCUUCAAAGGUGCUUUAUCAAAUGCCAUCAGAGGUUCAGGUGGUGCUUUAGUUUUAGUUAUUUAUGAUGAAAUCCAAAAACUUAUGGGUUUUGAAGGUGGUGUUGGUUCUGAAUAA
Molecule: messenger RNA, 930 nt
Organism: Dictyostelium discoideum AX4
Lineage: Eukaryota; Evosea; Eumycetozoa; Dictyosteliales; Dictyosteliaceae
Gene: ancA
Product: ADP/ATP translocase
Exons: 4
Coding region: 1-930 (309 amino acids)
Biological process (GO): transmembrane transport; mitochondrial ADP transmembrane transport; mitochondrial ATP transmembrane transport
Cellular component (GO): membrane; mitochondrial inner membrane; cytoplasm
Molecular function (GO): ATP:ADP antiporter activity
Source: RefSeq, a predicted model, not a curated record